GUGCUCUUCUAGUGGUACAGCUCUUGGGAAGACCGUGGAAAAUUCAGAAGUUACUCGAGAAGAAAUUGUGCUCCCACGAAGGAAAACUUGGGAUAAGCUAGCGGUUCUUCAAACGUUGGCUUCUACCGUGAACAGGGAUCCUACUGCUGCUCAUUAUAUGUUCCAGGAUGACCCUUUCCUUAUGCCAAGAAAUGCAGCCCAUUCUCGUCUAUUUUCAUUGUCGAAGGAGUCUGGGAGAAAUGCUGCAAAAUAUAUUAUUAAGCAAUUUCCUCAAUAUUUUGACAAGACUUUUGCAGAGCCCAAUGUACCAUGCUUGAUGCCUGAGACUCUUACACCUCAGAUUGAAGGAGUGAGUGAGGAAGCUCUAAAAGAGCGUAUCCACCUCAGAAGGGUCAAGGAUUCUGUGGACCUGUUCGAUCAGCUCGUGCAAGCAGGUACCCCUGUAUCUCUGGAGACCACAAACAGCCUUUUAGAUUUGUUAUGCUUCUAUGGAGAUGGAGAAUCUACUCUGGAAAAAGAGGAAGAAGAAAAACAGGAUUUGGAAGAACCAGGGGUGAACGCUUCGGAGCAGAAGGCUCCAAAGAGACAAUUCCAAAGAGGUUCUGGCUCUAGAUGGAGGGAGAACAACAAUGCUGAAAGGAUAUUUAAGAUAAUGCCAGAGAGGAAUGCACAUUCCUAUUGCACAAUGAUCCGUGGGAUGGUGAAGCAUGGGGCUUCUGCUAAAGCUUAUGACAUGUACCUAGACUUGCUGAAUGAAAGACACAAGGCUGAUGUGCACACCUUCAACGCACUGAUUACAGCAGUCCCAUAUCUAAAGGAGAGGUCCGUAGAAAGAUGGGAAUUAGCCAAGGUCUUCCUGAAUCACAUGGCUCAACAGGAAGUGCAACCGAAUCUGCUAACUUUCAAUGCUUUACUGAAGACUCUGAGAAGAUGUGGUGGUAUAGGCAGAAGUAUGUCUUUAUUGGUAAUAAAGGAAAUGGAAGCACUUGAUAUAGAGCCUAGCCUUGCAACGUAUGAUCAUCUUCUCUUUAUAUUUUAUAGAGACGUUGAUCUUUGCCCAUCAGGCAUCAUCUCUGAGGUGCUAGAUGAUGUUGAAAAGAGGAGCUUCACUCCCCAGGACCCUGAUGACGCCAAGUUUUUUGCCACAGCGAUGCAAGCGUGCUGUGAUCUUAAGGAUAUCAAGCUUGCCUAUCGGUUAAAUAAGGCAAUGGAGAAGGGAGACAACUGGAAAUUCUUGGACAUGGAUCGGUUAAAUGCCUACUGGUCAAAAUUCUUUUCAUUGCUGUGUAUGAUGGAACAAAUCGAUGUUGUGUUGAAAUGGUACAAAGAAAUGUCCCCUUCGCUCUUCUAUCCAACUCCUAAAAAUAUAUUGGACCUCCUUCAAGCACUGGAUGCAGCCAACCACUUGGAAGUGAUCCCUUCAGUCUGGGAAGAUAUGAAACAGCUGGGGUUUAAUAGGAGGCAAGAGCUGUUGGAAGAGGUCUUGUCUUUGAUGAGCAGGGAGCAGCACCCUGAUGAGAUUCAGCUGGCGUUUGCCAAGUGUGCUGAAGACAUCAAAGCUGUCUGUGAGCAAACUGGGAGGGAGCAGGCCCCGUUAGAAUGGACAGGCAGCGCGCUGAGCCAUCUCGCUCUGUUGUUUUCCAGGGCUGGGAGAACCCAGGACGCUUGGAAUACGAUGGAGCAUUUCCAGCAAAUCAAUAGGAUUCCCACUGAUCAGGUGAUGGAUGAGUUCUUGAACUGUGCUAAACAAACCAAUUGCCCAGAUGAGGCAAUUAAGCUGGUAAAGCUGGCAGCAUCCCUUGGUCUUCCUUCAUCUCAAAGGCUUAAGAGCAGAACGGAGAAGGAAUUUGAACUCUCUGAGAAGCAGAAGAAGACAUUGGAGAGUAUCAAGUCAGACAGCGACAGCAGCGAUAGUGACAGUGACAGCGAUAGUGACCGUGACUAG
This is a messenger RNA of Fulmarus glacialis (Northern fulmar), 1945 nucleotides long. RefSeq names its product pentatricopeptide repeat domain 3 (gene PTCD3). Gene Ontology annotation, molecular function: protein binding; rRNA binding; ribosomal small subunit binding. The annotation marks the transcript as partial. NCBI's taxonomy places the organism in Eukaryota, Metazoa, Chordata, Aves, Procellariiformes, Procellariidae. Gene Ontology annotation, cellular component: mitochondrion. Gene Ontology annotation, biological process: mitochondrial translation. The transcript is spliced from 23 exons. The record is from RefSeq and is a predicted model, not a curated record.